CUUCACUUGUGGUAAUUCAAGUGGGAGAAAGAGUCUAUGGAACGGUUACAAGUCUAGUGUAAUCUUUUACAUCAGCGAGGUGGAAGAAAUUUUUAUAUCUUGCUGUUGAUUUUUGCUGUCACAAUGUUGGCACUUUCGAUUCUUGUGUUAUUUUUCUCAAGGUCUGUACUCUCAGAUCAAGAAUUGAAGCUAGUUCAUGUGGUAUUUUCGCAUAAAAUGUACGCGCCAAUUCAAAUAAAUCAAAACAACACUUUCAUGUUUCCUGAAAAAUUAGACUACAAAUAUUUUUUGGAGUCAACUGAUGAUAUGGUCAAUUCGGCUAAGUUGGACAUGUACAAUCUGGGAGUAUUUUUGAGGAAACGAUAUAAUUCUUUUCUCGGAGAAAUUUUUCACCCGGAAAUAAUGCGCAUGCGCACUACAGAGUAUCCUUCGUCUAUGAUUUCUGGACUUUUGGUUGACGCGGGUCUUUGGCCACCUUCUGAAGCCCAGAAAUGGGAAGCGAAUUUAAAUUGGCAGCCAGUUCCAACAGACUAUGUAGCAGCAGAUCGAGAUACUCUAUUGCUAGGAAGUUUGUGUCCCAGUUUUAUUGAAGACGAAAAAAAAGCUCAAACCAAAACUCCUGAUAAGCAUAAAUUAUUUUAUAAUACUCUGACAGAAUCCUAUGGCUCGAAAAUAGAAAAACCUUCAGAUGUUGCACUAUUACUAUCAACUUUCAGAACUAUUGUUGAUUCAAAUUUGUCACUUCCUGCGUGGGCCGAGGAGUUAUAUCCUGACAAAUUAUUGGACGCGACUUUCUUGUCCUACGAUCAAUCGGCUGAGACUAAACGUCAGAUGCAGCUGAACGGCGGAACAUUAUUGCAGAAAAUAAUCAGCAACUCAAUGGCGCACGAGAAAAAUAAUGGAACCAGCAAACUUAAAAUCUUUAUGUACAGCGCCGAGGAGCGAACUUUAAUCGGGUUAUUAAAAAUUAUGAACUCAUGGUCUCCUCACAUCUUGAGUCCAGCAGCGGCAUUGCUUUUUGAAGUAUAUGCUGACUCCGUAACUAAUAAAUAUGCCAUUAAGAUGAUGUUCUAUACAUAUAAUGAAACAGUCCCAUUUCAUUUACAAAAUUGUGGUGAAUAUUGUCUUCUUGAGGAUUAUUCAAACGAAUUAAAAAGUGUACUUCCUGAAAAUGCAACGGCGCUAUGUCAACUAGAAACGACAAAUAAUCCAAACUCGUCUCCGAUACCGACAAUUGAUACGAUACUUUUAUUUAUAUUACUAAUCUUUACAAUAAUGAAUAUGACUUAAAAUUGUUAAAUUUUAUAAAUAAUAAAUAUCUGUUAAAAUAAAUAAUUUUUUAAAAACAAAAAA
Microplitis demolitor is the source of this 1353-nucleotide messenger RNA. RefSeq names its product venom acid phosphatase Acph-1. NCBI's taxonomy places the organism in Eukaryota, Metazoa, Arthropoda, Insecta, Hymenoptera, Braconidae. Gene Ontology annotation, biological process: dephosphorylation. The record is from RefSeq and is a predicted model, not a curated record. The transcript has 7 exons. Bases 124 to 1290 code for a protein of 388 amino acids. Gene Ontology annotation, molecular function: phosphatase activity.